UUUUUUUCAGCCGUACUUUUUUUCUUUAUGUGAAAAAAGCGACCAUGUCAUUGUAAGUAUACAAGCAGUGCUGAGCUUCGCAAGUGCCGUGUGUGUGACUUCGUGGUUUAUUUACCAACCAUCCAGCGUCCUGAACUAGUCAAACUCAGCGUAGAAUCGUUACCGUGGCGCGCUCCAGCCUGCCGGUGAUGGAUGUGGAGCAGCACCAUUCCUGGAGGACUACAUCCCAUCCAGCGAAAGAUGAAGGCGAUGACACCGCCGAUGAAGAUAAACCACUGGGAUUGGUCCUCCGGAAGUGUAUCAUGUGCUUGCUACCGUUCGACGAGCUGGGAUCGAUCGAAACCGAAUCACCGGAAGAGCUGAAGCGAAUCGUAGACAAUGUGUACAAAAUUGCCAAGAUCGAGGUAACCCCCUCCAAUGGCAAAAUUGGACCCCUCUGCGGUAGCUGUCGUGCCAAACUGGGCUACAACUUUGAUGAGGAUGCCUACUACGAAAUGCUCAGCAAAAUGUACAGCGAAACCGGCGCUCAGAGCCACCAAACCCUGGGCAUCAUACCCUUGGUGGUUCCCAGGGGCCAGCAACCACCGGGUGGGCCGGAAAACUCCGAUUACCCCUCACCGGGUAGCCCCUUGCUGGAUGCCGCCUGCGGUACGCUCGUAGUUACCGAAAUGGGUCGGGACGAGUCCGACACCUCGUCAGAUCUGAAGUGUGUCAUCUGCUCCAAGGUGUUCAACUUCAAAUCGACCCUUCGGCUGCACAUCCGCAGCCAUCACAAUAGCACCACGAUUCGGGAACCGGAAACGCACAAAAUCCCACGAAAACCACGCAUGUACGAGUGCAUCGAGUGCAAUCUGAGCUUCAAACUGAAGUACGACUACGACAAACAUCAGGCCAUGCACAAUCGGGCAAAUCUGUUCCAGUGCGACACUUGCUACAAACUGUUCAAACACAAAUCCUACUAUCUGAUGCACCGGAAUGCAAAACGCUGCAAGGCGAUGCCCCUGAAUUUGAGUGCCGAUGGCAUUGGAAGUCUUGUCCGAAGCCAGCCGGCACGGGACCUCGGAAACCUCAGUGAGGGCAUCCGGAACACGAGCUAGAAAGAUUCAUCGAACGUGGAAACCCGUUUAUGAGAACGAACCAAGCUUCCUUCGUUUUUGCCAUAACUAUCAUACACACAUUAUAUGUACGUGUUUUUAACAAUUAUUAGCGUUAGUAGUUACUAAUAGAUGUUCUUGAUGCCGAACGGCGCGAGUGGAGCCUAAUCGAUACCAAAUUUGCCAUGUUCCUUCGAUCUAGUCCGGAGUUGUCCAACGACAAAAUGUUUUUAGUUAUGCUAAGUUUGAUCGUUUAUGUUGAUUUACUGUUAUAUUUUAUGUAUUUACCAAAAUUACAAUUGUACAAUAAGAUUAUUUUAUUUUUAAAAUAACUCCACCCGAUACGUUACGGCAUCAAACCAAUCGGAUUCUGGUCUCUUCGUUUUAGUCAAUAAUCUUGGAAACGAAUGUUUAAUCAAAUCAAUACCCACAACAACAGCAUAAAACAAUAGAAACAGGCACUCGGUAGAUUUAUUCACAAACAGAACACUUCUUAGGCUAUAAGUCAGAUUAUAUCAAGCAACGCUCUAUUUAUACACAAUUCUCUUCGGAAUUCCUACGUAAAAGGUAAACUAAUUCAAACUAAUAGUAUUCGACUUCUUUGCUAAGAUGGAACAAAACACAAAUUUAAACUGAAUACAAAUGAAUGGACAUUCAAUUCCUAAAAAAAAAACAUAAAAUCAAUGUGCAGCAUUUCUUGAUGGAGAAGACGAUGUGACAAUGUGUGAACAAAAAAAAACUGGAAGGAAAUGUGUUACUUGUGAUGAAACCAAUUGUGAAAACAAAACAGAAAAAAACUACAUUUAAAGAAAUACGCUAGCAAUUAGGAUCCUACAUUUUAUCUUCAAUGAAAAUAAAAGUGAUUUUUACAAACCAAA
Molecule: messenger RNA, 1972 nt
Organism: Aedes albopictus (Asian tiger mosquito)
Lineage: Eukaryota; Metazoa; Arthropoda; Insecta; Diptera; Culicidae
Product: zinc finger E-box-binding homeobox 1-like
Exons: 3
Coding region: 189-1097 (302 amino acids)
Biological process (GO): regulation of transcription by RNA polymerase II
Cellular component (GO): nucleus
Molecular function (GO): DNA-binding transcription factor activity, RNA polymerase II-specific
Source: RefSeq, a predicted model, not a curated record